Molecule: messenger RNA, 1194 nt
Organism: Candidozyma auris
Lineage: Eukaryota; Fungi; Ascomycota; Pichiomycetes; Serinales; Metschnikowiaceae
Product: alpha-hydroxy acid oxidase
Exons: 1
Coding region: 1-1194 (397 amino acids)
Molecular function (GO): FMN binding; oxidoreductase activity
Source: RefSeq, a predicted model, not a curated record
AUGAACCGUGCAAAAAACUACGACGACAAAGUUCACUGCAUUGCAGACUUGGAAAAAGUUGCAAAUGAGAACCUCGAGCCUAUGGCCCGUGAUUUCUACAGUGGAGGGUCAAUGGACCUUGGCACUGUCAGAGAAAACCAAUCAUCUUAUGACAAGUACAGACUUCGUCCAAGGGUGAUGGUGGAUGUCAGCAACGUCGAUACGACCACCACAUGCUUGGGUGCAAAAGUCGCUUUCCCUUUGGGCUUUUCUCCAGCAGCCAACCACGGAAUGGCACACCCUGAUGCCGAAUUGGGAACAUCGAGAGCAGCUGCCAAAAAAGGUGUCAACAUGAUUCUCUCGAGCUGGUCCAACUCCUCGUCGAAAGACGUUAUUGACCAGGGCAAAAACUCAGGAAACGCUUACGGCCAACAAUUGAGUGUGGUGAAACACGACCCAACCAACAUGUCCAUCAUAAAAAACGCCGAGGCUUGCGGAUACAAGGCGCUUUUUGUUAGCGUGGACUGCCCAUGGCUUGGCAGAAGGUUGAACGAAAUGAAAAAUGACUUCAGGCUUCCCGACCACCUCAACUUCCCCAGCUACCCAUGGAUCAAAAGCGAUAACAUGGUCAGCGACGACGACAGGACUCAGUACCACCCAUCGCUCAAAUGGGAUUACAUCAGGUACCUCAAGACCAAGACAACAAUGCAGAUUUGGCUCAAAGGCAUCCUCACUCCAGAAGACGCAGCAUUGGCUGUGGAGGCGGGCGCUGAUGGGAUCCUUGUGUCGAACCACGGAGGCAGGCAAUUGGAUGGCGCCAUGUCCACCUUAGACGCCUUGCCUGACGUGGUUGAGGCUGUUGCUGGCAGAAUCCCCGUGCACAUUGAUGGAGGUAUCAGAAGAGGCAGCGAUAUCUUCAAGGCGUUGGCUUUAGGCGCCGACCACUGCUGGGUGGGACGCAUUCCUUUGUGGGGUCUUGCCUACAAGGGAGAGGAGGGUGUCAGCAUUGCCCUCAACAUUUUGCAUGACGAAUUCAGAACCGUGAUGGCUCUCAUGGGAUGCACAAAGGUGGAAGAUAUCAGGCCUGAACAUUUGGCGAGGAUGGGCCCCGAUGGAGCCCUCCACAAAGUCCACGUUAAUGUGCCGCCAAAGACUAGAGCUAUUCUUGACAAGGUGGUCGACAGCACCACAGUCAACUUGCCAGCCAAGCUUUAA